GAGAGAAAAGUUGGUACUGACUUUUCUUUUCCUCCUAUAGCCAUCCAUCCGUCUAUCUGUCCAUCUGUCUAUCUGUCCAGCCCUCCAGUCGUCCGUCAAACUGGAGUCGCCUUGCUGAGGUACCUCUGGAUCAGAACUCUGUCUGUGGUUCUGGAUCAGAACUUCUUGUGAGUGUGAAAUUGUGUUUCUGUAGAGAAGAUGGGCUUCGCUGACCUGCUGGAAGAGGUGGGUGGGUUCGGCAGGUACCAGUGGCUCCAUGUGACUCUGAUCAGUUUACCUGGUUUGUUGAUGGCGAGUCAGAAUCUGCUGAACAACUUUGUCUCAGGAAUUCCCGCCCACCACUGCAGCCUGCCGACCAAUCGCAGCCUCCACAACCUGUCUCAUUACCAGGUGGAGGAGAAACAGUUUAUCAAAGCUUUUAUCCCUAUGGACUCUUCAGGAACUAGAUUGGACCGCUGCAAGAGGUAUGUGGAGCCGCAGUGGCAGCUGUUACUCCCCAACAACACCGCUAACGUUAGCGAGCUACAGACUGAAGGAUGUUUGGACGGAUGGACGUUCGAUAACUCAGAGUUCCUCGCCACCACCGUCUCCGAGUGGGAGCUGGUGUGUUCUCUGCGUCCUCUGAAACAGAUGAUUCAGACCAUUUAUAUGGGCGGAGUAUUAGCAGGAGCCAUUAUUUUCGGAGGACUUUCAGACAGGUUUGGGAGGCGGUCUGUCCUUAUAUGGUCAUACCUUCAGCUGGGUAUUCUCGGUUGUAGCUCCGCCCUCUCUCCUUCAUACUCCGCCUAUUGUGUUUUUAGGUUUUUGAGUGGGAUGGCGGUGUCCGGCAUCAUCCUGAAUGGAGUCUCACUGAAGGUGGAGUGGAUCCCGACCAAAGAGAGGACGUUAGUGGGCACGCUAAGCUCCUUCUUUUUCACCUUUGGUCAGAUGAUCCUGGCCGGGCUUGCCUAUUGGCUGAGAGACUGGAGGAAGUUACAGCUGGUCGUCUGUGCCCCCAUGUUCCUGUUCUUCAGCUACAGCUGGUGGUACGUAGAGUCGGCUCGUUGGUUGGUUCUGAACCGUCAGUCUGAGGAAGCAUUAAAGAGUCUUCAUCGAGUCGCUCGAAUCAACGGAAAACCAGAGGUUGUGGACAAAUUAACCCUGGAGGUUCUUCACUCUCACAUGAAUAAGGAGAUUGAGUCGAGUCGGUCAACGUACACAGCGUACGAUCUUCUAAAGACCAGAGCGAUGAGACGGAUCUCCAUCUGUCUGGUGGUUGUCUGGUCAGAAGAUUCACCUGCUUUAUAUAUAACAAUAAUAAUAAUAUCAACUUCUUUUUGAUACAAGCUUUAGGAGAUGUUUUCAGAGAGAAUCACUAAUUGGCAAUCUCCAGCAAUUUUGGAGGGAAAUACAUUAAUUGGGUCUGAAGAAGAGCAAGUUGAUUCCAAUGGAGAAGAUAAUGGAAAAUGAUGAGUCUUCAUUUGAGACUGAUGACAUAUUUAAGUGGGAUUAUAGUAAUCUGUAUGCAUUAAUAGUCCUCUUCUAUUUAAUGUUCAACUCUACAAUGAAAUCUGUAGAUUAAUAUGUGGUCUUGAAGAUGGGAUGAGUAAUGCUAACUAACUAACUAACUAUCUGCUGACUAGUCAGAUCCCACUAGAGGAAGAGCAGAAGGUAGGACAUGAAGGUAAAUUACAGGAUUUCAGAAUGAUAUGUUAUAAAUACAUAAAACCUACAUCUGUAGAAGCCAAAGCUAUCAGGUACCUGAUCAGUACAGUUUGAAAUCAUUAUUCAGGUUCCCUCAAUAACAGACUAAUUAACCCACUUCAGCUGUUAUUUGAACCCGAACCUCCAUCUUUUCCUAAACCUCCGGUCCCUUUUAGUGGGAUGGAGGUGUGGUAUUUAUGUAAAUGAUGGAGACGUAUUGAUUCACGAUAUGAACGUUGGUAUGCUAUUUUAUGCUGAUGACAUUGUGUUGGUUAGAGAGGAAAAGAUUAAUCUACACAAAAUGCUGCAUAUUAUGUGUUUAUGGUGCAGUAAAAGGAGACGGUGAAAACAGAUUAUACAUUUUAGAAAGCAGAUCAAUAUUUCAGUUUGGAACAAAGGC
Messenger RNA from Anarrhichthys ocellatus (wolf-eel), 2083 nucleotides. RefSeq names its product organic anion transporter X (gene oatx). Gene Ontology annotation, biological process: transmembrane transport. The transcript has 10 exons. Lineage: Eukaryota; Metazoa; Chordata; Actinopteri; Perciformes; Anarhichadidae. Bases 199 to 1320 code for a protein of 373 amino acids. Gene Ontology annotation, molecular function: transmembrane transporter activity. The record is from RefSeq and is a predicted model, not a curated record. Gene Ontology annotation, cellular component: membrane.